This is a messenger RNA of Jatropha curcas, 1067 nucleotides long. RefSeq names its product short chain aldehyde dehydrogenase 1. Lineage: Eukaryota; Viridiplantae; Streptophyta; Magnoliopsida; Malpighiales; Euphorbiaceae. The record is from RefSeq and is a predicted model, not a curated record.
UUGAAGCAUAACUCAAAUCCUUCGUCCCUGUUUAUUUCUUUUUCUGUCCUUUAUUAAUCCAAUAUCAAGAUGAACAACGUUUCUUCUUCAACCUCAUCUACCAAAAGGCUACAAGGUAAGGUAGCUUUGAUCACCGGUGGAGCAAGUGGAAUAGGCGAAAGUACUGCGAGAUUAUUUGUUGAACAAGGAGCAAAGGUCAUUAUCGCAGAUGUUCAGGAUAAUCUUGGUCUUUCUCUUUGCAAAGAACUUGGUCUAGAAGAAAUAAUUUCUUAUAUCCAUUGUGAUGUAACAAAUGAUUCCGACGUAAAAAACGCAGUGGACUUAGCUGUAUCUAAGUAUGGAAAGCUCGAUAUUAUGUUUAGCAAUGCUGCGAUUUCAGGGACUUCUGAUAGCACUAUUUUAGGAACAGAAAAUGAAGAUUUUAAAAGAGUUUUAGAUGUCAACACCUUCGGCGGGUUCUUAUCAGCCAAACACGCCGCCAGGGUUAUGAUUCCGGCGAAAAAGGGUUCUAUUCUGUUUACUUCGAGCGCUGCUGCGGUGACUAGCGCCGGAGCUCCGCAUCCAUAUGCUGUAUCAAAACAUGCUUUAGUUGGUUUGGCCAAGAACUUGAGUGUCGAAUUGGGUCAAUAUGGGAUUAGAGUGAAUGUUGUUUCACCAUUUGUAGUUGUAACGCCAAUGCUAAAGAAAUCCAUGGGACUAAUGGAGAUAGAGGAUGAAAAGAUCAAUGAAGCAAUUACUACUCAUGUGGCGAACUUGAAAGGGGUUGUGUGCGAACCAGAAGAUAUAGCUGAGGCCGCAGUUUAUUUGGUGAGCGAUGAGUCCAAGUAUGUGAGUGGACUGAAUUUAGUUGUUGAUGGAGGUUUUAGUAUUACCAAUCCAUCAUUUGCUUUAGCAAUGAAAAACUUAUUAUCUUGAUUUAGCCCUAUCUUGGAUGCGAGACUAAUCUGAUUUCGGAUUCGUGGUUGUUAUUCUCAUGAGUGUUUAUCCACGGAUUCUCAUUUUCUUUUCUAGGCAAUAUGUGUCAUCAAUGUUCAUUUUAUUUGAAAUAAUUUGUAUUUUAGUAGCAA